GCAAACAACACGCCAAACCUAUUCAAAGUGCACGUAAUUUCUAAUUGAAUCUUCUAGUGUCAAGUUUAAAGAUGAUCAAAAUGAAAAUAUUAAUGCUGCCUUUGCUGCAGUCGAUUCUCCUGUUUGGUUUCCUAGAAGCAAAUUGUCCUGUGUACCUCACCGUUUCGCUGACUGGGAAGACUCUGCAGGACACCUUUCUGGAGGUCAACUGGGGACCCAACUGCUACGGACCGCCCGAAUGGAUUGGCAUUUAUGGCCAGGAUCCGACGACCUCAAAUUUCCAGCCCGAGUUGCGUAUCGAUGGGAUAGAAAAUAGUACGGGGAAAAUGAUAACUCCUAUUAAGCUGGGAAAACUGCGUUUUCCUGGAGGAUGGAAUCGCCAGGACUCGGAGGAGCAACCUGCAACCCGGUAUCCCAAGGGCAAGUGCCUGCCGCAUUUUGUGGCCAGCUACAAAGGCACCGAACUGCUCACCGUGGACUGCCUCAAGAUCCAGCCCAACUGGAUGACGCAGAUCAAGUACCUCAACAAAGUGCCGCUGAAGAAGAUCUUCCUGCCUGGAACCCAUGCCUCGGGUGCCUUCACCGGCAGCUCCAAGAAGUCCAGUUCCAUACUGGUCAGGGAUUACCUGGUGGCCCAGCAAUUCGACAUUUGGUCGCAGCUCGUCUUUGGCAUUCGCUAUCUGGAUUUUAGCAUAGGCUACAAAAACAUGAACACCGAAACUGAUUCCGACAAUUUCUGGAUUGCCAACGAGAACAUGCUGAUAACACCUCUGGUGGCAAUCCUACGAGAUGUUCAUCAGUUUGUCAAGCGUUCGGGGGAGAUGGUGGUUCUGGAUUUUAGUAGCUUUCCAAUUGGAUUCUACAAGCAUCCGGAGAUCUACAGCUCGCUGUUCCGACUUCUUCGCCAGGAACUCGGUGACGAGGCCUUUCAGCGCAAUGUGGCAAAAGAUGAGCACUGUGCUGAUAGAAAUUUCGGGGACUUACAGCAGCAGGGGAAACACUUGGUAAUAUUGUUUCCCACGCAGGAAUUACCUUAUCCUGAAAACGAAUCGAAUAUUAUCUGCCCGUCGUGGCGACGCUUCAGCACUAGCUUCAUGAACAUUUCGCAGACACUGGACUACAUGCGACUGCUUUUUAGCAGGAAGCCAGACUCGCCGGUUCGCGACGAUGGCUGGAUAUUCACCGCAGUGAGGAGCAUGGAGCAGACUCUGAAUGCCCACAAGCUGGAGACCGCCAAGGAGCGGGCGGCGGUGCUCAAUCCCAAGGUUAAUCAGUGGCUAAAGGGCCCCUGGGGAAAUAACGCCAAUGUGGUUGCCUUGGACUAUUUUAGCAAUACGAACAUUGUGGAUUGGGCCAUAUCAGUUAACACCCACAAGGCAUUUAUUAUGGCAAACAAGGACUUCAUCAAUCUUGAAUUGUUCCAUUUAUUUUGAAGAGUAUAUAAUUUGAGUUCUAUAUUUUAAUAAACGAUAUAUUAAAGUG
Messenger RNA from Drosophila ficusphila, 1482 nucleotides. RefSeq lists its product as uncharacterized. Lineage: Eukaryota; Metazoa; Arthropoda; Insecta; Diptera; Drosophilidae. Gene Ontology annotation, molecular function: phosphoric diester hydrolase activity. Gene Ontology annotation, biological process: lipid metabolic process. The coding region runs from base 72 to 1433 and encodes 453 amino acids. The transcript has 4 exons. The record is from RefSeq and is a predicted model, not a curated record.